AUGCUACAGAAUUUAAUAUUUAUAUUAACUGUUGUGUUAAUUAAUAUAUCCACCACUAACUCAUUUUAUUUACCUGGUGUUGCCCCUACUGAUUAUAAGCAAGGUGAUACUAUACCGUUAUUAGUUAAUCAUUUAACUCCUUCAUUACAUCAUGUAAGUCAUCAAAAUAAAAUAAAAUCAGCUACAUAUGUAUAUUCAUAUGAUUAUUAUUAUCCUAAAUUUCAUUUUUGUCAACCUGAAGGAGGACCAAAAAAGCAAUCUGAAUCUCUUGGAUCAAUUAUUUUUGGUGAUAGAAUUUUUAAUUCACCAUUUGAAAUUAAAAUGUUAGAACCAAUUGAAUGUAAAAAAUUAUGUACUUCAAAAUAUCCUAAAUCAGAUGCUGUUUUUGUCAAUAGAAAUAUAAGAGCAAGUUAUAGUCAUAAUUGGUUAGUUGAUGGAUUACCAGUUGCAAGAAUUGUUGAAGAUCAAAGAACUAAUUCUCAAUUUUAUGGUACUGGAUUUCAUAUUGGUGAAGUAAAUAAAGAUCAUGCUGCUGUAUUAUAUAAUCAUUUUGAUAUUAAAAUUGAAUAUCAUGUAAGAGGAGAAAAUCAAUUUAGAGUUGUUGGAGUAACUGCAACUCCUGCAUCAUUAGAUCGAUCAGAAAUUCCUGAAAAUUCACCAGAUGAAACUUAUUGUUCUAUUGGAGAAUUAAAACAAUUUCAUUUAGAUAAAGAUAAAGAUAAUGAUGUUUUAUUUACUUAUUCUGUAAAUUUUCAAAAAAGUGAUAUAGCAUGGGCAACUAGAUGGGAUCAAUAUUUACAUGUUUAUGAUCCAAAAAUUCAAUGGUUUUCAUUAAUUAAUUUUUCGUUAAUUGUUUUAAUUUUGGGAAUUGUUAUUGCUCAUAUAUUAAUUAGAACUUUAAAAAAUGAUAUUGUUAAAUAUAAUGAAGUUAAUUUAGAUGAUGAUUUAACUGAUGAAAGUGGUUGGAAAUUAAUUCAUGGUGAUGUUUUCAGACCACCUUCUCAAAAACAAUUACUUUCAAUAAUUGUUGGAAGUGGAUUACAAAUCUUUUUUAUGGCUUUUGUUACUAUUAUAUUUGCAUUAUUUGGAUUAUUAUCACCAUCAAAUAGAGGAUCAUUAUCUACUUUUAUGUUUAUUGUUUAUAUGUCAAGUUCAAUUAUUUCAUCAUAUAUUUCAGGUUAUUUAUACAGAUUUUUAGGUGGUGAAGAUUGGAAAAUGAAUUUAAUAUUAACUCCAAUAAUUGUACCAGGUAUAUUAUUUGGUAUAUUUAUAUUCCUUAAUUUCUUUUUAAUUUCAGUUGAUUCUUCAGGUGCUAUACCAAUGGGGACAAUGAUUACUAUUGUAAUGAUAUGGUUCCUUAUAUCUAUCCCAUUAUCAGUUGUUGGAUCCAUAUUAGCUUCUAAAAGACCAUUAUUGGAUAUUCCAGUAAGAACAAAUCAAAUUCCAAGACAAAUUCCACAACAACCUUGGUAUUUAAGAUUAAUUCCAAUUAUGUUUAUAAGUGGAAUUUUCCCAUUUGGAUCAAUUGCAGUUGAAAUGUAUUUUAUUUAUUCAAGUUUAUGGUUUAAUAAGAUAUUUUAUAUGUUUGGAUUUUUAUUUUUUUGCUUUUUGUUAAUGAUUUUAACUACAAGUUUAAUCACAAUUUUAAUGAUAUAUUAUACUUUAUGCUCAGAAAAUUAUAAAUGGCAAUGGAAAUCAAUAUUUAUUGGUGGUGGAUGUGCUAUAUAUGUUUUCAUACAUUCUAUAUUUUUAACUGGUGGUGAACGAUUAGGUGGAUUAUCUUCCUUUGUGUUAUAUGUUGGAUACUCAAUAGUUAUAUCAAUGUUGGUAUUCUUAUGUUGUUCAAGUGUUGGUUUCGUUAGUAGUUUAUUUUUCGUUAGAAAGAUAUAUGCACAAAUUAAAAUUGACUAA
Molecule: messenger RNA, 1911 nt
Organism: Lodderomyces jiufengensis
Lineage: Eukaryota; Fungi; Ascomycota; Pichiomycetes; Serinales; Debaryomycetaceae
Gene: EMP70
Product: Emp70p
Exons: 1
Coding region: 1-1911 (636 amino acids)
Biological process (GO): vacuolar transport; protein localization to membrane
Cellular component (GO): fungal-type vacuole membrane; endosome
Source: RefSeq, a predicted model, not a curated record